Molecule: messenger RNA, 875 nt
Organism: Spinacia oleracea (spinach)
Lineage: Eukaryota; Viridiplantae; Streptophyta; Magnoliopsida; Caryophyllales; Amaranthaceae
Exons: 2
Coding region: 50-661 (203 amino acids)
Source: RefSeq, a predicted model, not a curated record
UCAAAAACUUUUGAAAUCUCAACAGGAUCAGAGGUUAAUACAAUUUCUGAUGAAGUUGAAUCAGAAAUAUGAUCAUUCAAAGAGCACUAUUCUUAUGAUGUCUCCAUUGCCAACAAUUUCAAAGGCAUAUGGACUACUCCUGCAAGAAGAGCAGCAGAAAGAAGUCAACAGCAACAGGACUCAUAAUAUGGAAUCAACUGUGUUUACUGCAAGCAAGUUUACUGACAAUAGACCAUAUAAAUCUACCUAUGCUUCUAACUCUGGUAAUUUUGGUGUUCAGAAUGCAAGCAGUGGAAAUCAGCAAAGGAAUUUUACCUAUUCUAGAAAUAAUCUGUACUGUGAACAUUGCAAGAUGAAAAACCACACUGUUGACAAGUGUUGGAAACUACAUGGCUAUCCUAAAGAUUUCAAAGGCAGAGGAAAAAGAGUAGCAGCAGCAGCUCAGUUGGAAGAAUUCACUGAGAAAGAAAACCAAAUUGAGUCAGACAUAGGAGUGGUUCAUGCAACUUUCACAGAAGAGCAAUACAAUCAGCUUUUAAGCUUUCUCAACACUCAGAAAACUGCUAAUCAAGCUGAACACUCAGGCUCUAGUUCACUUGGACUAGCAACUGCUACUCAGCUGAGAGGACCUUUCCAAGAACAAGCACAUUCUGCUUGGUAAGUUGGACAAAGGCCUAUAUUGCUUAGAUGAAGACUUACUAUCAGACAGUUCAAAGUCCAAUAACUAUGCUCUUUCAAGUACUUCAGCAAUUGAAGAAGCCAAACUGUGGCAUCUUAGGCUAGGACAUAUUUCUUUUGGCAAAAUAAAGAAUAUUAAAGGCAUUGAUGUCAAGGGUUGUUUAGCUGAGUGUUUCUGUCAAAUCUGUCCCUUAGCC